AUGGAGAGGAAUCUGAAAAAUAAAAAAGUAGUCAUAACCGGAGGGGCUCGAGGAAUCGGAUAUUCUACUGCUGAUACAUUUCUAGAAAAGGGAGCUCGUCUUGUCAUUAUACUUGACAUUAACGAGAAACAAGGCCAAGCUUCAGCAGAAACAUUGAAAUCGAAAUAUGGAGAAGACAAAGUAGAAUUCUACAAAUGUGACGUAACGUCUGAUCUUGACCCUGUUACAAAUAAAAUCUUUGACAAGCACAAAUACAUUGACGUUCUAGUGAAUAAUGCGGGUACAUCCAACGAGUACAUGAUUCAGAAGACUAUAGCCAUUAAUGUGACAGCGGUUAUGGAAUGGUCGGUGAAAUUCUUCGAGCGGAUGAGGAAGGACAAGGGCGGUAAUGGUGGAACUGUGAUCAACAUAGCGUCAAUUUACGGGUUCCGGGUGGAUCCGUUCAUACCUAUCUACCAAGGGUCGAAGUUUGCUGUGAUGGGGUUCACGAGGAGUUAUGGCCAUCCUUACCGUUACGAGAAAUAUGGCGUGAGGGUGGUUGCAGUAUGUCCAGGAUAUACGCACACAAUGUUAACGUUGAAAACGAAGAUGAAUGAUGACCCAAGCGUCCAGAAGGAUUUCGAGGACAUGCUGGAAAAAACUACAUCCUGGCAAGAAGUAGAAGCAGUGUCUAGUGCGAUAGCAGAAGUUUUCGAAAAGGGUAACAGUGGAACAGCAUGGCUGAUUGAAGGUUCAAAACCAAUAACAGAGGUUGAGUCAUAA
Chilo suppressalis (striped riceborer) is the source of this 762-nucleotide messenger RNA. The record is from the annotation of a GenBank genome assembly. Lineage: Eukaryota; Metazoa; Arthropoda; Insecta; Lepidoptera; Crambidae.